Messenger RNA from Myxocyprinus asiaticus (Chinese sucker), 3405 nucleotides. Its product is annotated as UTP--glucose-1-phosphate uridylyltransferase-like. The transcript is spliced from 10 exons. Gene Ontology annotation, cellular component: cytoplasm. Lineage: Eukaryota; Metazoa; Chordata; Actinopteri; Cypriniformes; Catostomidae. Bases 362 to 1885 code for a protein of 507 amino acids. Gene Ontology annotation, molecular function: UTP:glucose-1-phosphate uridylyltransferase activity. The record is from RefSeq and is a predicted model, not a curated record. Gene Ontology annotation, biological process: UDP-alpha-D-glucose metabolic process; glycogen metabolic process.
UCUUUCUCUCUCUGCGCAUCUCCAUCAGCGGUUCAGUCAUUGCAGCAGUGCGUUACAAAGCCCUGAUCGGGUGUCCUGUGCAUGACAGUCCGUCACCCGCUUAGACCCACUGUGACCGGCGGCUGUAGAGAGGUUGUCGGGUUCGGUUCGGAUGAGCACUUGAGUCUUGUUCAGUAUAUAGGAGGUUCUCAAAGCAUUAUUUUUGUUACUGAUUCCUCUACAUUGCAGGAGCUGUAGUUUUAUCCAGAACAGUACAAAGAAAAAGAGCCGUACAAACAGUAUUGAGUUCAAUUUGGACCGACACCCAUACAGGAUUAUUAUAUAUUAGAAUUUUUUUAAUCUCCAUCAAAAGUUCCUGAUCAUGUCUUUUGUCGCUGAUCUGUAUAGAGGUGGACCUAGUGCAGGUAUGACGGAGUUUCAGGAGAAGCAGAGAUUGCAGCAUGAGAGCUCCAUGCACACAGAGCUGGAGAAACUCUUGGCCACUGCUAAGUCACCGGAGGUGGAGAUCUCCAGAAAGGACUUUGAGGGCUUCAAGAAGCUCUUUCACCGUUUCCUUCAGGAGAAGGGACCUUCUAUAGACUGGGCCAAGAUCCAGAGACCACCCGAAGACUCGAUCCAGCCCUAUGAGAAGAUCAAGUUGAAGGGUCUUCCUGCCGAUGUGGCGUCCAGUCUUAAUAAACUCGCUGUGGUGAAGCUCAAUGGAGGUCUAGGCACCAGCAUGGGCUGCAAAGGACCCAAGAGUCUCAUCAGUGUCCGCAAUGAAAACACGUUCUUGGACCUGACUGUGCAGCAGAUUGAGCAUUUAAAUAAGAAGUAUAAUGCAGAUGUUCCCCUUGUGCUGAUGAAUUCCUUUAACACAGAUGAGGACACCAAGAAGAUCUUGCAGAAAUACACACAUCUCCGUGUCAAGAUACACACUUUCAACCAGAGCAGGUAUCCCAGAAUCAAUAAGGAGUCUUUGUUGCCCGUGGCCACUAACAUGGGGCUGACGGGUGAGAACGCAGAAGCCUGGUACCCACCUGGGCAUGGAGACAUCUACACCAGCUUUUACAACUCCGGUGUGCUGGACAAGCUCAUCGUGGAAGGGAAAGAGUACAUCUUUGUGUCCAACAUCGAUAAUCUGGGCGCCACGGUGGACCUGCACAUCUUAAACCACCUGGUGAGCCAGCCAAGCGGCAAACGCUGCGAAUUCGUCAUGGAGGUCACCGAUAAGACGAGAGCUGACGUGAAGGGUGGUACGCUGACUCAGUACGAUGGUAAACUCAGGCUGCUGGAGAUCGCUCAAGUGCCCAAAGCUCACGUAGACGAGUUUAAAUCCGUCACCAAGUUCAAGAUCUUCAACACCAACAAUCUGUGGAUCAGCCUGCCGGCCAUUAAAAGACUUCACGAACAGAACGCAAUGGACAUGGAAAUCAUCGUGAACCCCAAGACUCUAGAUGGCGGUCUGAAUGUGAUUCAGCUGGAGACUGCGGUGGGUGCUGCCAUGAAGAGCUUUGACAACGUGCUGGGUAUCAACGUGCCUCGCAGCCGGUUCCUGCCUGUCAAAACCACCUCUGACCUCCUAUUGGUCAUGUCCAACUUGUACAGCAUGGAUGCAGGGUCUCUGACCAUGAGCCCCAAGAGAGAAUUUCCCACAACACCUCAUGUCAAACUGGGCAGCUCCUUCACAAAGGUUCGGGACUUCCUAAAAAGGUUUGAGAGCAUUCCUGACAUGCUGGAAUUGGAUCACCUGACUGUAUCGGGAGACGUUACCUUUGGAAAACAAGUCACUCUCAAGGGUACUGUUAUCAUUAUUGCUAAUCAUGGAGACAGAAUUGAUAUCCCAGCUGGUGCGAUGCUGGAGAACAAGAUCGUUUCAGGAAACCUGCGCAUUCUGGACCAUUGAGGCCUUCACAACCAAACACAACUGUUACACAACAAUUUACCUGGACUGUUACUGGGCAUAUACUGUGUGUGUGUGUGUGUGUGUGUGUGUGUGUCAGAUAUACAGUAUGAGUGUCACCUUAAAAAGGAUAUCCAUAUGAUUACCAUUAAUAUCCCUUAAGAAAAUAUAGUUAAAGUAAUUUUGACUAUUAAUUUCUAUAAGGACUUUUAUUCUGAUGUAACUUUAACAAGACUGCUGCUGGUUUUGGUGCUGUUGUUAUGCAAGCAGUGAUGGUUAAACUGAAGAUUAGGGAUAAAAACCAUUUCAGUUCGGGGUUUAUGGAUUAAACUGGGAUAGUUCACACAAAAAUAAAAAUUCUGUCAUUAUUCUGUCACCCUUGUGUAAUUCCAAACCUAUUUGCUGUCAUUUUUUCCAUGAAAUACAAAAGGAAAAUCUUCAUGCAGCUCUUUUGAAAUACAAAAACAGUUCAGUGAUCUGUAAACCUUCCUAAAUUUUGGUCUGAUCCUCACACAAAACUCGCUGAUUCUUGAGAUAAGGGACAAACAUUUUUUUUAAAUCUAUUAACUAAAUUAAUUUGAAAUGGAUUAAAAUUAAUUUAAUUUGUAGACAAAGGUCUCUGCUUACGAAAAAAGUUAGCAAACAGGUUUUAUAAAAAUGCUAAAUUGUGUCAACUCCGUCAGACAUAUAAAAAAAUAUAUAUAUUUUCAUAUAAUUAUGAAUUUAAAGUUUAAUUUAUGUAUUGUUUGAUACCUCACAGAUCCCUACCUUUCAUUUGAUAUUUAUGAAUCUGUUGCAUUUUUUAACACUUUGUUUGGCAGUUUAACUUUGUGACCUCUUGCUGAGGACAGGUUAAGUUACAUGUGCUUCCAAGUAUAAUGCAUGCAUUUAAUUAAAAAAAAAAAUCAAAUGAAAUUAUUAAAAAAUAUAUAAGCAAUAAAUGCUCUGAGUAUACACAUUUCCUUUAGAUUUAACUUUUUCAGUAUUUUUAUUUACAUGAAUUUCUUGAUUUUUAACAUAAAGAGGACUUUUAGGACGUUUUGUCCUCUAUCUCAAGAAUAAGUUAACUAUCAUAUGGCAUUAAAAGACUUGCAAAAUAGCAAACAAUUUAUAUAAGCUACUUCUGUGGUGUUUUUUUGUCCAUUUUUAGAGCUUGACACGUAUGGUCAACGUGAACUGUUGCAUGGAAAGAGCAGUGUGAACAUUCUUCAAAACAUCUCCUUCAAAUAUUUUUGCCUAUUUUAAGAGUUAUGCAUCAAAUUGAAUUGUCAUUUUUCACAACAUUAUAUUAAUAAAAUGUUAUUAUAUAUUUAUAUACUAAAUAUUUAGUUUUUGUAACAAUACACAAUUCAGCUGGAUGGAAUUGUGUUAUGUAUUUGUUAUAUGAACUCAUGCAUAGGGAAGAUUGAAUGACAAUUUUCACUGUUAUGUAAACUAUUCCUUUAAGAUUAGAAUAUUCAUAUAGGGAAGGCUGUGCUGAAUGUCUGUUCACUUAAGAAAUUAAAGUACAGUUUUCCCCUUUA